This is a messenger RNA of Alternaria arborescens, 528 nucleotides long. RefSeq lists its product as hypothetical. Gene Ontology annotation, molecular function: zinc ion binding; carbonate dehydratase activity. Lineage: Eukaryota; Fungi; Ascomycota; Dothideomycetes; Pleosporales; Pleosporaceae. The record is from RefSeq and is a predicted model, not a curated record. Bases 1 to 528 code for a protein of 175 amino acids. The transcript has 5 exons.
AUGACUACCAUCGAAAGUCUUCUGCAAAGGAACAAGGCCACUGAGCAUGUUCCUCUUCCUUACAUCUCCGAGUUGAGCACUCUUGGAGCUCCUCCUAUUCGUACUCUGAUCGUUACCUGUGCCGACCCUCGCGUCUGCCCAGAGAAGUGGUUCAACCUCAAUCCAGGAGAGGUUAUUAUUCAUCGCAAUGCUGGCGGCAACGUUCAGCAUGCUUUCCGGGACAUCAGCGUCCUGGACAGCCUCUUUACCAUCGAUGAAAUCGCCGUCAUCCACCACACCGACUGUGGCACCCUCCACUUCAAGGAGGAGCAGGUCCGCGACUAUGUGAAGAAGCAAACCGACGAGACUCACUGGGCUGAAGUUGACAAGAUGGUCUUCGGCGCAAAUGCGGACAUCGAGAAGAGUGUCAAAGAGGAUCUUGCAUGGGUUCGCGCCCAUCCCAUGAUCAGAGAGCAGCUGAAGGGAGGAUGCCAAGGAUUUAUCUUUGACAUCAAGACUGGCGAACUGAAGAAAGUUGGUACUGCCUGA